This is a messenger RNA of Cyanistes caeruleus (blue tit), 582 nucleotides long. The record is from RefSeq and is a predicted model, not a curated record. Lineage: Eukaryota; Metazoa; Chordata; Aves; Passeriformes; Paridae.
GACUGCGAGGACUUUGAGAAAUGCUGCACCAACGUGUGUGGGCUGCGGAGCUGCGUGGCCGCGCGUUUUGCCGACGGCAGCCUCCCUUCUCCGGCUCUGGCUCCCGCCGCCUCCUGCGAGAGCUUCGUGUGCGCGCAGCAAGGCUCGGACUGCGACAUCUGGGACGGGCAGCCCGUGUGCAAGUGCAAGGACCGCUGCGAGAAGGAGCCCAACUUCACCUGCGCCUCCGACGGCCUCACCUACUACAACAAGUGCUACAUGGACGCCGAGGCGUGUCUGCGCGGCACCCGCCUCACCACCGUGCCCUGCAAGCACAUCUUCACCUGGCCCGACACCAGCCCCGUGCCGCAGGAGACCACGGCUCGCCCCACGCCGGGAGCCGGCCCCGAGGUGCCGGUGCCCCCCGCCCUCUACAGCAACCCCUUCCACCAGUCCGUGCGGGCCGGAGGCACCGUCAGCUUCCGCUGCGACGUGAGCGGCCGCCCGCAGCCCGACAUCACCUGGGAGAAACAGAGCGAGCGGGACGAGAACUUCAUCAUGCGGCCGGACCAGAUGUACGGCAACGUGGUGGUCACCAACAUC